CUGAACCCUGUCAGAAAAGUCCCGCUGCAGCACCGUGCCAUGCGACACCUCCUGGUCACCCUCCGCCGGCGCUACUGCUACCAUCCUAAACCCCUCAUCCAACGUGCACACUACAAACCCCAGAACCCUCAGCCACCACCUGCCCCACCUUCACCACCAAAACCUCCCAAAAAACCAGCAAAAUUUAGCCUCCAUGGGGAGUCAUGGGAGGACCCGUAUAGCUGGAUGUCGCAGUUGAAUGAUAAGGUAGCCAUGCGCCACAUGGACGUCUACAUGGAGCAAGAAGAGAAGUAUAUUGAGGCCGUCAUGUCCGAUACUGAACGCCUCCAGUCCAAACUCCAGUCUGAAAUGGCCUCUCGCUUUUCAUUUGACCUCUCCACUCCUCCCCUCCGCUGGGGACCCUGGUUGUACUACAGACGAGCAGAAGAAGGGAAGCAGUAUCCAGUGUUAUGUCGAAGAUUAGCUAGCUUAAAUGAAGAGUUUAUUUCUCAUAAAUCUCCAUCAGCCGGCUUUGAUUUCACCUCUGGGCAGAGAAUUGAGCAGAAGUUGCUUGAUUAUAACCAGGAAGCUGAAAGAUUCGGGGGUUAUGCUUAUGAGGAAUUGUCAGAAGUUUCACCUGACCAUCGCUAUCUGGCAUACACUAUGUAUGACAAGGACAAUGACUACUUUAAAUUAUCUGUGAGGGACUUGAAUUUUGGUACACUUUGUAGCAAGCCUCAGGCUGAUCGAGUUUCAAAUAUAGCUUGGGCCAAAAAUGGACAAGCAUUGCUAUAUGUUGUAACCAAUCAUGAUAAGAGGCCUUACAGGCUAUAUUGUAGCAUGGUUGGAUCGGAUGAAGAUGACAUUCUGCUUUUAGAGGAUCCUCAAGAAAAUGUUUAUGUAAAUAUAAGACAUACCAAGGAUUUUCAGUUUGUGACUGUGAAUACAUUCUCAACCACAUCUUCAAAGAUCUUUCUAAUAAAUGCAGCUGAUCCCUUAUCUGGCAUGACUCUAGUUUGGGAGUGUGAGACACGAGUCCACUGCAUAGUUGAGCACCAUCAAGGUUUUCUUUACCUCUUUACUGAUGCUGCCAAAGAGGGCCAGCCUGUUGAUAACCACUAUCUCCUGCGUAGUCCUGUUGAUCCUUCACCAAGUCUCAGAAAAUGGGAGAAUGUCUUUGCUGAUGACGAUGAGUUGAUUGUUGAAGAUGUUGACUUUAGUAACUCACAUUUGGCACUAAUUGUAAGAGAAAAUAGGCUGUUUAAGCUCUGUUCAGUUUCUCUUCCUCUGCCUAGUGGCAAGGGAUCUUUUCAUCUCAAAGAGCUUUAUCCACAAUUUUUGCCACUUCCAAGUAAUGUUACUCAAAUAUCGCCUGGACCAAAUUAUGAUUACCUUUCGUCAACCAUGCGCUUUACGAUAUCCUCACCCGUGAUGCCCGAUGCUGUAGUUGAUUAUGAUUUGUCAAAUGGGAAAUGGAAUAUUGUUCAACAGCAGAAUUUGCUGCAUGAAAGAACACGUGUUUUGUAUGGGUCAGCAUCAUCUGGUAGCAGGGGUGAGAAGUCACCUUUGUCCAGGGUAGAUGAAGUCAAUAUUGCAAAUGAUAAUCCAUGGAAUGACCUUGUUGAAUAUUAUGGUUGUGAUCAGUACAGUGUUCCAUCUGAUGGAGUUGUUGUUCCUUUAACCAUAGUGUAUUCACGUCAUAGAAGGAAAGAGGAUCAGAGUCCUGGCCUGCUCCAUGGCCAUGGAGCUUAUGGAGAGAUACUUGAUAAAAGAUGGCGCAAUGAGUUAAAAAGCCUUCUUGAUCGUGGUUGGGUGAUUGCAUAUGCUGAUGUUAGAGGUGGCGGUGGCUUUGGUAAAAAAUGGCAUCAUGAUGGCCAGCGCUCAAACAAGAUAAAUUCCAUUCGCGAUUAUAUCUGCUGUGCGAAAUUUCUGGUUGACAACAAGAUUGUGCAAGAAAAUAAGCUUUCUGGUUGGGGAUAUAGUGCUGGAGGAUUGUUGGUUGCUGCUGCAAUUAAUUCUUGUCCUGAUUUAUUUCGUGCUGCAGUUUUGAAGGUUCCAUUUUUGGAUCCAACCAAUACCCUUCUCUAUCCCAUUUUACCACUUACACCCGUUGAUUAUGAAGAAUUUGGGUACCCGGGAGAUGUUGAAGAUUUUCAGGCUAUGCGUGCUUAUUCUCCUUAUGAUAACAUACAGAAAGGUGUUCACUACCCAUCUGUUUUAGUGACCUCUUCAUUCAAUACCCGGUUUGGAGUUUGGGAAGCAGCAAAAUGGGUUGCACUGGUGCGUGAAAACUCUAUUUAUGAUCCCAAACGCCCAAUACUGCUCAACUUGACAACGGAUAUAGUCGAGGAAAAUAGAUACUUGCAUUGCAAGGAGUCUGCUUUAGAGACUGCUUUUCUUAUCAAAAUGAUGGAUCUUUAGGGAUGCUUCUUUAACACAGCACCUCUGUUCCUUGACCUGUGCAAUCAGAAGCAAGGUCGAGUCAAUGGGGGCAUGCAUAGCAAGUGGAUGCAUGCAAACCGUCGGGGUAUUCUAUUAUUAUGACGACUACAUUCGAACACACAAAGUUCAGGCUGUGUCCAAUCUGUGCUCUUCGUUCCAGGUGGUCGUUAGCCUUUCUGAUGCUGCCGAGAUCCAGUCGAGCUUCUUGGUUCAUAUGAACGAUGAAUUAGUUUAACAUCAGUUGCUGGCUGCUUUGCUUUUCUGUUUGGCAUAGCUGGUUCUUGACCGCUAUUGAUAUGUUGAUGACCCGGGCGGGUAAAUCGGUAAAUCUAAGAAAUCUUGAGCCUGGUUGCUACUUUUUCCAUUGGUAGAAAUCUUCUACCAUGCAAAGUUACUUUUUGGGUUUGCUAAUCCGAUAAAGGCUUCGCAGACUUUUUGUCAAAAUGUUGCUCCUUGAGCACUGAGCACGGCACUACUUUAUUGUGCUAAAACUUGA
Coffea eugenioides is the source of this 2917-nucleotide messenger RNA. Its product is annotated as protease 2. Gene Ontology annotation, biological process: proteolysis. Lineage: Eukaryota; Viridiplantae; Streptophyta; Magnoliopsida; Gentianales; Rubiaceae. The record is from RefSeq and is a predicted model, not a curated record. Gene Ontology annotation, molecular function: serine-type endopeptidase activity. The coding region runs from base 40 to 2400 and encodes 786 amino acids. The transcript has 11 exons.